Messenger RNA from Capra hircus (goat), 3208 nucleotides. It is a transcript of the gene IVD, whose product is annotated as isovaleryl-CoA dehydrogenase. Gene Ontology annotation, cellular component: mitochondrion. Lineage: Eukaryota; Metazoa; Chordata; Mammalia; Artiodactyla; Bovidae. The coding region runs from base 34 to 1455 and encodes 473 amino acids. Gene Ontology annotation, biological process: L-leucine catabolic process. The record is from RefSeq and is a predicted model, not a curated record. Gene Ontology annotation, molecular function: 3-methylbutanoyl-CoA dehydrogenase activity; flavin adenine dinucleotide binding. The transcript has 12 exons.
CUGGAUAGCUUGUGCUUUGGCAGUCAGCUGAGGAUGAUUGGCUCCUGGAGACCCCCCACCCCCUCGCCGAUUGGGUGGCGGCAGCGAAGCCGGGGAUUGGUGGAGCUCGCAGAGCUGGGUCUCAGCAGCCUGGGCUCCAGCUCCAGGGACAAGGUAGAAAUGGCGACUGCAGCUUGGUUACUGGGUCGGCGUGUGGCGAGCUGGAGGAUACGACCGCCGCUACAGUCGCUUGCUGGACUGAUUACCCAGCGGACCAAUUCGCUGUUGCCCGUAGACGAUGCAAUCAAUGGGCUGAACGAGGAGCAGAAGCAGCUUCGUCAGACCGUGGCUAAGUUCCUUCAGGAGCAUCUAGCCCCCCAGGCCCAGGAGAUCGACCAAAGUAAUGAGUUCAAGAACCUGCGAGAGUUUUGGAAGCAGCUGGGGAACCUGGGAGUCUUGGGCAUCACAGCUCCUGUUCAGUAUGGUGGUUCUGGCCUGGGCUUCCUGGAACACGUGCUGGUGAUGGAGGAGAUAUCCCGAGUGUCUGGAGCAGUGGGGCUCAGUUAUGGAGCCCACUCCAACCUCUGUAUCAACCAAAUUGUGCGGAAUGGAAACGAGACCCAGAAGGAGAAGUACCUCCCCAAGCUGAUAAGUGGUGAAUACAUUGGAGCCCUGGCCAUGAGUGAGCCCAAUGCUGGCUCUGAUGUUGUCUCCAUGAAGCUGAAAGCAGAAAAGAAAGGAGAUCACUAUGUCCUGAAUGGCAACAAGUUCUGGAUCACCAACGGUCCUGAUGCAGAUGUCCUAGUUGUCUAUGCCAAGACUGAUGUGACUGUUGUGCCAGCUUCUCGGGGCAUCACAGCCUUCAUUGUGGAGAAGGGGAUGCCGGGCUUCAGCACCUCCAAGAAGCUGGACAAGCUAGGGAUGAGGGGCUCCAACACCUGUGAGCUGGUCUUCGAAGACUGCGAGGUUCCUGCUGCCAACAUCCUGGGCCACCUAGGUAAGGGCGUCUAUGUGCUGAUGAGUGGGCUGGACCUGGAGCGGCUGGUGCUGGCCGGUGGGCCCCUUGGGAUCAUGCAGGCCGUCCUCGACCACACUAUUCCCUACCUGCACAUGAGGGAGGCCUUUGGCCAGAAGAUAGGCCACUUCCAGCUGAUGCAGGGGAAGAUGGCAGAUAUGUACACCCGUCUCAUGGCCUGCCGUCAGUACGUCUACAAUGUUGCCAAGGCCUGUGAUGAGGGCCACUGCACUGCCAAGAGCCUCCGCCCGCAGGACUGUGCAGGGGUGAUUCUUUACUCGGCCGAGUGUGCCACACAGGUAGCCCUGGACGGCAUCCAGUGUUUGGGUGGCAAUGGCUACAUCAAUGACUUUCCCAUGGGCCGCUUUCUGAGAGAUGCCAAGCUAUAUGAGAUCGGGGCUGGGACCAGUGAAGUGAGGCGGCUCGUCAUUGGCAGAGCUUUCAAUGCAGACUUCCGCUAACCCCUAGACCCUUCACCCUGCUUCCCAGCACCUUGAGGCCUUUCUCUGGAAGGACAGCUGCCGCAGGUCUCCUCCCAGCAGGCCCCACCCACUGGCUCAGAAGUGUGCAGUGACUUAACAAGGAGUCCUCAGGAAAUAGGCUGGCUUCUCUGGGGCUUUGGUGACUGUGCCCUUGCUCUCUAACUUCCAAGCCUGGUGCUCCCCCUCCCAGGAGGGGCGCCUUUUCCUUGGAUGAGCCUGUGUCAGGGAACCCUCUGCUCAAGUACACCAGAAGUAUUACCAAGUUCAUUAAUUUGAACUUGGUAGUCUCUUUUCUUUCUGGGGAAGAAUACCCACAAAACCCAGCCUUUGUUUCUACCAGUUUCUAUGAGGCAUUAACUUUCAUCAGUGUGUGAGUGGGAACUCCCACUGCAGCCUCCUCCGUCCCUCAUUUGUUAGAGCUGGAAUUCCAUCACUCUGGGGCAGAGCUCUAGGAACAGGCAUUUCAGAACACCUGUGCCACCCAGAAUCCACAGUGGGCAGAGGUCUGCAUGCUCGUGAAGGCUGGGCUUGAUGCCUCCAGCACCACCCUGCCAGUGCCACUGUCCAUUCCUGGCCAUGUGACAACCCCCAGCUGACUGGGCAGCAGGCCUGGGUUGGCUGGCCCGACUCCAGCCAAGGCUGCCUGCACACAUGUCUCUGGACACCCUGUGGCUAUUUGUUACCACUCCACAGUGGCUGUUGCCACUUUGUAUUAAACAUAUCAUGAAGCAAACCCAUCUGCUUCUAAACUGGUGUUUUGGGAGAGAAGCAGUCUACUUGUCCCUGCCUUCUGUCUGGCUCCAGCCCUGUGUCCUUGGAGCACAGCUGAUCCAUGCCCUGCUUCCGGUCUGCUCACUGGUGAUGGGAGACACAGGGGUGGAAUCAACCCACAAGAGAGAGGAGUACUCAGUCCCCCUUUUCCAGAUCUUGCAGUGAUUUGUAAAGAAAGGAGGGAUCCCAGAGUGGAAAAAGUCUUGGAGCCAGAAGGAAACUUAUAAAUUGCCAGAAACCAUCCCCAUGUUUUUUUUAAAAGACCAAGACAAUUUGGUUUUCCCCAAAUCAGAACUGGAGUUAGAAUCCAGAUCAGCAGAAAUAGGGGUUCUGAGAAUGCCAGCAUGAAGCCCCACUUGGGGCUUGGAUGGAGCACAGUCACGGUGUGAAAGUUUUGGGUUGUUCCACCCCAUCUGAGUUCCCUAAAAGACCUGGUUUUCUUGGUCCGCAGCCCAGCGGCGCCUGUUCUGACUUUUGGUCCUGGCCUGUAGCCAGGAGCUGUUCCCAGCCUGAUGCUUGUGACAGGUGCUAUCGGUUCCUUGCCAACCCCCACCCAGUCCUAUGCUGAGAGGCUUGUGGCCCUGUCCCUUUAGUUUGCCACCCUGCUCCCUACUGUGCUGGAGAUGAAUGUGGCUAAAAUGGUGGUCUUGCUGGGCUUAAAAUGUAACUGGGGACUUCCCUGGCAAUCCAAUGGUUAAGACUCUGUGCUUGCAAUGCAGUGGGUGCAAUUUUGAUCCCUGGUUGGAGAAUUAAGAUCCCACAUGCCGCAUGGUGCAGACAGAAAAUAAAUAAUAAUAAAUUUUUCAAAAUAAUAAAGUGUGGCUGGAAGCCCAAAAACAUCAGAAUGGGGUAUUUCAGCCAGUCAGUGAGGAUAAUGUAGCUCUGCCUCCAGCGUGGGGAGAACAAUGAUUUUCUAGAUGCUGUAUGUGAAAUAAAAACAUUUUAAAGUAAAGCCAAAAAA